AGUCACAGGUCAAUGCACUGUCUGGGCUGAGAGGGACAAGAGGGUGGCUAUAUUUCAUGCACUCAGAACUUCAGAGAGAGUUGGACUCAAAGACUUAAAGGAUGGAGAAAACAGCGAUUCUGUUUUCUGUGCUGCUCCUGGGGUGGACCUGGACCCUCCAGGGGGUCGCUGCUGAUGAUGAUCAGGUGAAGACCACUGAGAGUACUGUGGUGCCUGCAGACGCUGAGGGUGCUACUGUUAAUACAACUGUGCACGAUGCAACUGAACACAGUACAACUCUAAACAAUGCAACCGAUGCAGCUCUUAUCAGGGCUCUGUUCAAUGCAACAGACAUCUGUAACGCACCACCUGAAAGAGGUCAGUGUAUGGCAUUUUUUAAGUAUUACUUCUACAACUCCAUCUCAAUGAGCUGUGAGAUAUUCACCUAUGGAGGGUGUGGGGGCAACCGGAACAACUUUAAAAACAAGAAAGAGUGUAUGCAGAGUUGUCAUCCUGAAGAGGUCUGUAACGCACCACCUGAAACAGGCCCAUGUAAGGCACACACUGAGCAUUACUUCUACAACUCCAUCUCAAAGAGCUGUGAGAAAUUCGUCUAUGGAGGGUGUUUGGGCAACCACAACAACUUUAAAGAUGAAAGAGAGUGUAUGCAGAGAUGUCACCCUGAAGAGGUCUGUAACGCACCACCUGAAACAGGCCCAUGUAAGGCACACAUUGAGCAUUACUUCUACAACUCCACCUCAAAGAGCUGUGAGAAAUUCGUCUAUGGAGGGUGUUUGGGCAACCAGAACAACUUUAAAGAUGAGACAGAGUGUAUGCAGAGAUGUCACCCUGAAGAAGAAGAGCACCCAACAGUGGCGUGAUCAGACUGUUGAAGUUCUGUUUUUGGAGGAUGAGGAGAAGCUGUUUCUUGAAGGCAAACUGAGGAGAUGAAGAAGCAUCAACGCUUAUCUGGUUAUACAAAAACAUGAACCAUAGGGAGCAUAUUAUGCAGAUUACCAAUAAAGCAAUGCAUUACUACGUUUGACACUUGUCUAAUGUUUACAAGAGGUUGAUGUGGUUGACAUACGUCCUGGCGUCCAUCAUACUAGACUGAAUUAAUAGAGAACCCAAACAGAGAAAACAGACAGACCUAUGAAAUGAUAACAGUGUUAGUUAGUGUAAAAAUAAAAUACAGUUAUGUAUUGUAAAUUUGAAUAAGUGAACUAACCGUACACUCUGAACUGUAUUUGGUUACUGGAGUACUUAGUUACUGUAAAACUUUUUGGAUUCUCUAA
This is a messenger RNA of Epinephelus lanceolatus (giant grouper), 1274 nucleotides long. The record is from RefSeq and is a predicted model, not a curated record. NCBI's taxonomy places the organism in Eukaryota, Metazoa, Chordata, Actinopteri, Perciformes, Serranidae.